UCAAAAUCACCAAAAGCACUGAGAACAAUCACACACAAACAAAGCUGUUUGGCGGUUAACUUCACAAGUUAUGUGCUUCAUUUUCUCGUUGCGCGUUUGUUGAAAAAUGUACAAAUAUUAUAGCUAAAUGUACAACCUGUGUGCAACAGAAACCCAUUUAUUUUUGUAUUUUGCACGCGUAUUAGUAAUUUAUGUCUUGAAAUUUUCACUUCCUUUUCUUUCUUUCUUUGUUCAUCAUCAAACCCUUCAAAUUCCAAAAUACGAAGUCCCCAAUCGUUGAAUUUCGUUUGUUAUGGAAGAUACAGAACCAAAUAAGCAACCCAACGACGGAGACCUAUUCGAUAACGCCGCGGAGAAAUCCUCCAUCGACGAUUGCAACGACAUAUUUUCCGACGCCGAAACCUGCGGAUCGGAUUAUGACGUAAGCCACAAUCAGUCGCCGGGAAAUGAAGAUACUCCUUCGGCGUCCCUCCGGCUCCGGCGACCUUUUUCUAGCAAUGAUUCUGGUGACGAGUCGGGUAAUUGGCAACCUUCGGUAAGUUCCGAGAGCUAUUCGAAAUCGAAAGAGAGAAAGUUAAGGUUCUCAAAGAAAUUGAUGGCAGAAGAGAAGGAUCAGAAUGGAAUUUCCAACUCAAUGCAGCGUGAUUUGAGCACAGAAAGUCAAAAAGGUACCGUUGAUGAAGAAAAUAAGGAGAUUCCGAAUGCAAAUAGUGUAAUAAUAGAUAAUUCUAAUGAUGAUUCUUCAGUGUUGAAAGAGGAAUCUGUAAUUACGGAUGUGAACAAUGAUGGAACCGGUAAUUCAGAGGAAGUUAAUUCGGAUUCCAGAGGAAGUGAUGAUGCAAGUUCGAAUAUUUUGUCUGAUAUAGCGAAUUUAGUAAUAAAAUCUGUUGGAUUUCAAGUGAAUCUGUUGAUAACUAUUGUGAGUUUGAUGAUAAAAUUGUUAACUUUUCCUGUAUGGUUAAUUUAUAGCUCGUAUAUGUUUGUGAUGGAUCCGUUUCAAGUAAUGAGGCGUGGGAAACGAUAUGUAAUCCACAAGUUUACGAGGAGUUUUGGGUUUGUGUUUGAGAAUACAUUGAAUUAUGUAUCUGGAUGGUUGAAGGAACAAAGUUCAGUAUGGAGGUUGGGGAUGCAAUUAGGAUGGGGAUGUUUGUGGUCUGUGUAUGUUUGUUUUGUUUUGGUUGGAUUGCUGGUAUUGGCUUUUAUAAUGGGUGGCAUCUUGAUGAGAAUUUUCGUGGAAGAGCCAAUCAGGAUGAACGAGCCUUUGAAUUUUGAUUAUACAGCAAAGAGCCCAGUUGCAUAUGUGCCGAUAAUGAAGAGCCCAGGUGUGACCUGUGGUGUAGAUAGUGAGGAUCAAGUGGAGUUUGGAGCGGUUGAUGGGGUGCGAGUUAUACCACCUAAUCAUAAGUUGCAGGUUACGAUCUUACUAACGUUGCCCGAGUCAGAUUACAACAGAAAUUUGGGCAUUUUCCAGGUAAGAGUGGAUUUCCUCACUGCUAAUGGCAAAGUGCUGGUUAGCUCCAGGCGACCCUGUAUGUUGCAAUUCAAAAGCAAUCCUAUACGCCUUUUUUCUACUUUCCUUAAAGCAGCCCCUCUUGUCACCGGAUAUACAUCAGAAUCCCAAAAGUUAAAGGUAGACCUAAAGGGCUUCUCUGAAGGUUUCAUUCCAACUGCAUGCUUGAGGGUGAUCAUUGAGCAACGAGCUGAAUUCCGCCCUGGAGCUGGAAUUCCCGAAAUAUAUGCUGCCUCUUUAAUACUGGGGUCUGAACUUCCUUUUCUGAAAAGAAUGCUAUGGUAUUGGAAGACAACAUUGUUUGUGUGGGUUAGCAUGACGUUGUUUACAAUGGAAUUCCUUUUCGCUCUUCUUUGCUGCAAACCUCUUAUCAUUCCAAGAUUAAGAGUGAGGCAUGAUCCGAACAGUCAUACUGGUUCACAGAACAAUCCACCUGUUGGAAGGAGGUAAAAGCAUAUGGUUAUCUCUUGGAUUUUGCUGCCAUUCCUUUUUUGCUUGUACAUAACAGGUAAGUGUCUGUUUAUUCUUUUUUCCCCAAGUAGAACUUAUGUUGACAUGUAUGUGUAGAGAAUGGUUUUUAUUGUUGAAAUUACUCUCUGAAAAUAUACACUCUCAUGAACUUCCAGUUUCUCUGACCAGUAUAACAUUAUGUCCUGAAUUCUAGUA
Capsicum annuum is the source of this 2176-nucleotide messenger RNA. RefSeq names its product seipin-2. The coding region runs from base 293 to 1960 and encodes 555 amino acids. Gene Ontology annotation, cellular component: endoplasmic reticulum membrane. The record is from RefSeq and is a predicted model, not a curated record. Gene Ontology annotation, biological process: lipid droplet organization; lipid storage. Lineage: Eukaryota; Viridiplantae; Streptophyta; Magnoliopsida; Solanales; Solanaceae. The transcript is spliced from 2 exons.